Carlito syrichta (Philippine tarsier) is the source of this 4273-nucleotide messenger RNA. RefSeq names its product laminin subunit gamma 2 (gene LAMC2). Gene Ontology annotation, molecular function: extracellular matrix structural constituent. The transcript has 23 exons. The record is from RefSeq and is a predicted model, not a curated record. The coding region runs from base 204 to 3785 and encodes 1193 amino acids. Lineage: Eukaryota; Metazoa; Chordata; Mammalia; Primates; Tarsiidae.
AUUCACAGGUGAGUCACACCCUGAAACACAGGCUCUCUUCCUGUCAGGACUGAGUCAGGUAGAAGAGUCGAUAAAACCACCUGAUCCGGGAGAAGGAAGGCACAGCGGGGCGCAGAGGGAGACCCACCUGCCACGGGAGCCGGCAGCGAGCCCUGCAGCGGAGCACGGCGCGGCCCCCCCGGCCCAGCCCUCCCGGCCCAGCCAUGCGCGCGCUCUGGCUCGGCUGCUGCCUCUGCUUCUCGCUCCUGCUGCCUGCAGCCCGGGCCACCUCCAGGAGGGAAGUCUGUGACUGCAACGGGAAGUCCAGGCAAUGCAUCUUUGAUCAGGAACUCCACAGACAGACAGGUGAUGGAUUUCGCUGCCUCAACUGCCACGACAACACUGCCGGCACUCGCUGCGAGCGGUGCAAGGAAGGCUUUUACCGGCACAGAGAGAGAGAUCGCUGCUUGCCCUGCAAUUGCAACUCCAAAGGUUCUCUUAGUGCUCGAUGUGACAACUCUGGACGGUGCAGCUGUAAACCGGGUGUGACAGGAGACAGAUGCGACCGGUGUCUGCCAGGCUUCCACACGCUCACGGACGCAGGGUGCGCCCAGGACCAGAGACUACUAGACUCCAAAUGUGACUGUGACUCAGCUGGCAUUGCAGGGCCCUGUGACACAGGACGCUGUGUCUGCAAGCCAGCUGUCAUCGGAGAACGCUGUGAUAGGUGUCGACCAGGUUACUAUCAUCUGGAUGGGGGAAACCCUGAGGGCUGUACCCAGUGUUUCUGCUACGGGCAUUCAGCCAGUUGCCACAGCUCUGCAGACUACAGCGUCCAUAAGAUCACCUCCUCUUUCCAGCAAGAUGUUGAUGGCUGGAAGGCUGUCCAAAGAAAUGGGUCUCCUGCAAAGCUCCAGUGGUCACAGCGCCAUCGAGACGUGUUUAGUUCAGCCCGACGAUCGGACCCUGUCUAUUUUGUGGCUCCUGCCAAAUUUCUUGGGAAUCAACAGGUGAGCUAUGGGCAAAGCCUGUCUUUUGACUACCGUGUGGACAGAGGAGGCAGGCACCCAUCUGCCCACGAUGUGAUCCUGGAAGGCGCUGGUCUUCGGAUCACAGCUCCUUUGAUGCCGCUUGGCAAGACACUCCCCUGUGGGAUCACCAAGACAUACACAUUCAGGUUAAAUGAACAACCAAGCAGUAAUUGGAGCCCCCAAUUGAGUUAUUUUGAAUAUCGAAGGUUACUGCGGAACCUCACAGCCCUCCGGAUCCGAGCAACAUAUGGAGAAUACAGUACUGGGUACAUUGACAAUGUGACCCUGAUUUCAGCCCGCCCCGUCUCUGGAGCCCCAGCACCCUGGGUUGAACAAUGCGUGUGUCCAGCUGGAUACAAGGGGCAGUUCUGCCAGGAUUGUGCUUCCGGCUACAAAAGAGAUUCCGCCAGACUGGGGCCUUUUGGCACCUGUAUUCCAUGUAACUGCCAAGGGGGAGGGAUCUGUGACCCAGACACAGGAGACUGUUACUCGGGGGACGAGAAUCCUGACAUUGAGUGUGCCGACUGCCCUAUUGGCUUCUACAAUGAUCCUCAUGACCCCCGCAGCUGCAAGCCAUGCCCCUGUCAUAAUGGAUUCAGCUGCUCGGUGAUGCCCGAGACAGAAGAGGUGGUGUGCAAUAACUGCCCCCCCGGGGUCACUGGUGCCCGCUGUGAGCUUUGUGCCGAUGGCUACUUCGGAGACCCCUUUGGGGAGCGAGGCCCAGUGAGGCCUUGUCAGCCCUGUCAGUGCAACAACAAUGUGGACCCCAAUGCCUCUGGGAACUGUGACCGGCUGACGGGCAGGUGUUUGAAGUGUAUCCACAACACCGCCGGCAUCUACUGCGACCAGUGCAAAGCAGGUUACUUCGGGGAUCCGUUGGCGACCAACCCAGCAGACAAGUGUCGAGCUUGCAACUGCAACCCCACGGGCUCGGAGCCUGGAGAGUGUCGAAGUGAUGGCAGCUGUGUAUGCAAGCCAGGAUUUGGUGGCCCCAACUGUGAGCACGCAGCAUUAACCAGUUGCCCCGCUUGCUAUAAUCAAGUGAAGAUUCAGAUGGAUCAGUUUGUGCAGCAGCUUCAGAGCCUGGAAGCCCUGAUUGCGAAGGCUCCGGCUGGUGGAGGAGCCAUACCCAAUGCAGAGCUGGAAGGCAGGAUGCAGCAGGCUGAGCAAGCCCUUCAGGACAUUCUGAAAGAAGCCCAGAUUUCAGAAGGUGCUAGUAGGUCCCUCGGUCUCCAGUUGGCCAAGGUGCGGGGCCAGGAGAACAGCUACCGGCAACGUCUGGAUGACCUCGGGAGGACCGUGGAAAGGCUCCAGGCCCUGGGAAGUCAGCAUCAGAACCGAGUUCAGGAUACUCACAGGCUGGUCACUCAGAUGCGGCUGAGCCUGGCGGAGAGCGAAACUUCCCUGCGGAACGCAAAUAUUCCUCCCUCAGAGCACUACAUGGGACCAAAUGGCUUUACAAGUCUGGCUCAGGAGGCCAUGAGAUUGGCAGACAGCCAUGUUGAGUCAGCCAGUAACAUGGAGCAACUGGCAAGGGAAACCGAGGACUACUCCACACAGGCGCUGUCCCUGGCGCGCAAGGCUCUGGGCGAGGGAGGCGGAAGCGGCAGCCUGGAUGGUGCUGUGGUGCAAGGACUUAGGGGAAAAUUGGAGAAAACCAAGUCCCUGGCCCAGCAAUUAUCAAGGCAGGCCAUUCAGACUGACAUUGAAGCAGAUAGGUCUUAUCAGCAUAGUCUCCGCCUCCUGAAUUCUAUGUCUCAACUUCAGGGAGUCAACGAUGUGGCCUUUCAGGUGAGGGCAGAAGUAAAGAGGAUCAAAGAAAAAGCUGAUUCUCUCUCAAGCCUGGUGACCAGGCACAUGGAUGAUUUCAAGCAUGUGCAAAGCAACCGGGGAAACUGGGAAGAAGAGGCCCAGCAGCUCUUACAGAAUGGAAAGAACGGGAGACAGAAAUCAGAUCAGUUGCUUUCCCGUGCCAAUCUUGCUAAAAGCAGAGCACAAGAAGCACUAAGUAUGGGCAAUGCCACUUUUUAUGAAGUUGAGAACAUCCUCAAGAACCUCAGAGAGUUUGACCUGCAGGUUGAAGACAGAAAAGCAGAAGCGGAAGAAGCCAUGAAGAGACUCUCUUCCAUCAGCCAGAAGGUUGCAGGUGCCAGUGACAAGACCCAGCAGGCAGACACAGCCCUGGGGAGCGCUGCUGCUGAUGCUCAGCGGGCCAAGAAUGCGGCCCGGGAGGCCCUGGAGAUUUCCGGUGCCAUCGAGCAGGAGAUAGGGAGUCUGAACUUGGAAGCCAAUGUGACAGCAGAUGGAGCCUUGGCCAUGGAAAAGGGACUGGCCACUCUAAAGAGUGAGAUGAGGGACGUGGAGGGAGAAUUGGCAAGGAAGGAGCAGAAGUUUGACACAGAUCUGGAUGCAGUGCAGAUGGUGAUUACAGAAGCCCAGAGGGUUGAUACCAGAGCCAAGAAUGCUGGAGUUACAAUCCAAGAUACACUCAACACAUUGGACAGCAUCCUACACCUAAUGGACCAGCCUGGCAGUGUGGAUGAAGAGGGGCUGACCUUAUUGGAGCAGAAACUUUUCCGAGCCAAGACCCAGAUCAAUAGCCAACUGCGGCCCUUGAUGUCAGAGCUGGAAGAGAGGGCACGUCGGCAGAGGGGCCACCUCCAUUUGCUGGAGACGAACAUAGAUGGGAUUCUGGCUGAUGUGAAGAACCUGGAGAACAUCAGGGACAACCUGCCCCCAGGCUGCUACAAUACCCAGGCUUUGGAACAACAGUGAAGCUGCCAUGGAGACUUCUCAACUGUGGUUCUUGGGACACAGACCUCAGGGCUCGGGUACCAUCUCAUGUGGGUGGGUGGGAUGAAGACAUUUGAAUAUGUUGAACAGGUGUGCUCAGGUCAACUGAAUCUGACCCUGUCCCUGAGAUUGUGGCCAGGUUGGUGUCUUUUCACACCAGGAUGACUCUACUUGCUUUCUGGUGCUGGGCAAUGAGACAGAUGGCACUGGGUGUGAAACUGACCAAGCACCUGGACCCCAAAAGGAGGCUGUUUAGAAGGACUACCUGCACGGGCAGAUGUUUGGCUCGGAAUAAUCAUAAACGAAGUGCUGGAAUGUGGACAAGGGCUGUUGGGCUAUAGUCAACUUAUUCUUCGAGUAAUGUGACUAAAGGAAAACUUUUUUACUGUGCCCAGGCAUAAAAUUCUUCCUAAUGCCAGAACAGAGAGUGAAAUCCAGUGACACUGUGGCCAGUAAAAUACUGUUGCCUC